CUCACGGCCAGCGGGAAGGAGCGUGCACUCGACAUCCUCCUCCAUCACCGCUCUAGCUAGCUACUAGUAGCACCUACUCCCGCCCCCAAAGUAAUCCCCCAUCAUGGCUGGCACCGCGACUGUCUUGACCCAGUCGACCUCCUGGUGGUCCACCUUCAUCACGAGCAUCAUCGUCAGGCUCUUUGCCCGUGGUCGGAAAGGCAUGCUGUCAACGGGUGCCUUUCCUCACGAUGCAACCCAGGCCAUCCCCAAAAGUCUUUCCGACAAGUUCGGCGUAGAGGUCACACGCUACGACUUUGGCUCGCACCCGCCCAGCAUCGCCACCCACCUCACGGAGUGGACACCCCUCCAUCUCAGACGCUCUCGCAUCCCGACCUCGGAGACCAAACGCACCGUCUUCUAUCUCCACGGAGGUGCCUACCAGAAUGCUCUCACUCCCGUCCACUGGAACUUUGUCGCGCGCCUCGCCAACGACCUCAACGCCGAUAUCGUCGUGCAGACGUACACCAUGAUCCCCUACGGCGGCGUCCACGACGUGAUCCCCAACCUCGUCGAGGUGUUCCGCGCCGUCCACGCCCAAGCAAAGACCCACGGCCACGAGGUCAUCGUCGCAGGCGACAGCGCCGGCGGCGGUCUCUCCGUCGCCCUCACAUUAGCCCUGCACCAAGCCACCGCCCCGCUCCCGGACCAACUCGUGCUCAUCGCCCCCUGGCUGGACCUGACCGCAUCGCACCCGGACAUCGAAAGGUACGCGAAACUCGACCCCUGGCUCAAACUCGAGACCGCCCACCGCCUCGGGCCCUACUGGGCCACGGGCCCGCUCCCGAUGGACCAGUUCCUGCUGGAAUCAAACUCGCCGCCCAAGGCGCGCACGGACGCACAUCUGGAAGCCAUGCAACACCCGCUGGCGUCCCCGCUCUUUGCGCCCGAUUUCGCGUUCCUUGCGAAAGCGGGCACUCGGGUCACGCUGAUCACGGGCACCCACGACAUGCUCUACCUGGAUUCAGAAACCUUUGUCGAUAGAUUGAAGAAGGCGGGAGUCGAGUUUACGUUCAUCAGGGGACCGCGCUGUGUGCAUGUUUACCCGAUCCUGGUCGGGGCCCCGCUGCCGAGCCUGUUGUUCAGAGAGUCCGAGGGGGGGUUAAGGUUGCUGCUCGAUUCAGUGAGGCGGUACACCCGUACUUGAGUGAAAUGCAGCGACCGUAGUAUCUGAACUAUCAGGCGCUUCCCAGCACAAACUCGGCGUGAACGUACUGUACAGGAAUCAGGAUUUCGUGUCGCGGACUUUUUUUUUUGUAAAUAGCUUGAAUUAGGAUAGGACGCGUAGGCAAGGGAAGAGCGUAUGUAGAGAUGUCAUCGGGUUUGGCAGCGCACUCCCAUAGCAUAUAGUAGGUUGACCA
Molecule: messenger RNA, 1400 nt
Organism: Fimicolochytrium jonesii
Lineage: Eukaryota; Fungi; Chytridiomycota; Chytridiomycetes; Spizellomycetales; Powellomycetaceae
Product: Alpha/Beta hydrolase protein
Exons: 1
Coding region: 104-1186 (360 amino acids)
Molecular function (GO): hydrolase activity
Source: RefSeq, a predicted model, not a curated record